CCGGCGCUCCCAUUGGCCGGCGCCCCGCGCACGCCGCCCGCUGAUUGGUCGAGAGGCUCGGCCAGUGCCGGCCGCCGCCGCCGCGCUGCUACUUUCAAAAGAGCCGGGGCCGGCGGCGGCGGCGGCUGCGCAGAGGCCAAGAAAGAGGAUGCCGGUGGCACGCAACACCAAGACGCUGAGCACGAAGCAGCCCCGAGCAGGGAAAGGGGCCCCCAUCACCGAGAAUGUUGCCCCCGAGAAGGAGGAGAGCUGCCAGGCCAAGCGGUCCCCGUCCUCGCCCCAGGGGGGGCCCAAGAAGCGCUCGGCGUUCGGGGACCUCACCAACGCUCACAAGAACCAGGCGGUGGCGGGGAAGAAGGAUGGGGUGAAAUCCGCCCCCCGCAAGGCGCCGAGGGCCCCCGCUGCCAAGAACAACGAAGCCAACCUGAAAAAGUCCCUGAAAAAAACGCCCCUGACAGAAGAAUCCGAGGAGUCUGAGAAAGAUCCCGUGCCUGAGGAGCCUGUGCAGGCCCCCGUGUUGGAGGACAUCGACAAGGAGCAGCUGGGCGACCCCUACGCCAACGCCCAAUACGCCAAGGACAUCUUUGACUACAUGCGGGAGAGGGAGGAGAAGUUCCUGCUCCCUGACUACAUGGAGAAGCAGGUGGACAUCAGCAGGGAAAUGCGUGCCAUCCUGGUGGACUGGAUGGUGGAGGUGCAGGAGAACUUUGAGCUGAACCACGAGACGCUGUACCUGGCGGUGAAGCUGGUGGACCACUACCUGGUGGAGGUGGUGAGCAUGAAGGACAAGCUGCAGCUCAUCGGCUCCACCGCCGUCCUCAUCGCCUCCAAAUUCGAGGAGCAGUGCCCGCCGUGCGUGGACGACUUCCUCUACAUCUGCGACGAUGCCUACAAGCGGGAGGAGCUGGUUGCCAUGGAGAAGAGCAUCCUCCGCACCCUCAACUUCGACAUCAACAUCCCCAUCCCCUACCGCUUCCUGCGGCGUUUUGCCAAGUGUGCCCGUGUCAACAUGGAGACGCUGACGCUGGCCCGCUUCCUCUGCGAGAUGACCCUGCAGGAGUACGACUACGCCCGGGAGCGCCCCUCCAAGCUGGCCGCCAGCUGCCUGCUGCUGGCGCUCACCAUGAAGAACCUGGGUGGCUGGACCCCCACGUUGGAGUACUACAGCGGGUACCGCGCGCAGGACCUGCACCCCCUGGUGAAGAGGCUGAAUUUCCUGCUCACCUACCAGCCCUGCGACAAGCUGAAGGCCGUGCGCACCAAAUAUUCGCACAGGCUCUUCUUUGAGGUGGCCAAAAUGACCCCCCUGGACAUGCUGAAGUUGGAGGAGAAGCUGAAGAGCUAACCCUGCCUCUGUACAUAGCCUGUAAAUAGUUGGGUGUCCUGCUCUGGGAGCACGGUGUACAUAGGAAAAAAAAAAA
Messenger RNA from Anas platyrhynchos (mallard), 1421 nucleotides. It is a transcript of the gene CCNB3, whose product is annotated as cyclin B3. NCBI's taxonomy places the organism in Eukaryota, Metazoa, Chordata, Aves, Anseriformes, Anatidae. Gene Ontology annotation, molecular function: cyclin-dependent protein serine/threonine kinase regulator activity. The record is from RefSeq and is a predicted model, not a curated record. Gene Ontology annotation, biological process: mitotic cell cycle phase transition.